This is a messenger RNA of Quercus robur (English oak), 1464 nucleotides long. RefSeq lists its product as uncharacterized. Lineage: Eukaryota; Viridiplantae; Streptophyta; Magnoliopsida; Fagales; Fagaceae. The record is from RefSeq and is a predicted model, not a curated record. The coding region runs from base 1 to 1464 and encodes 487 amino acids. The transcript has a single exon.
AUGCCUUCCUUGGAUUCGUAUGAUGGAAUGCGUGACCCAUUUAAUCACAUUGCUACUUUUAAGACUACAAUGCACCUUCAGGGGGUCCCGGAUGAAAUUAUGUGUAGAGCCUUCCCUACCACCCUCAAAGGUCCGGCACGAGUGUGGUUCAGUAAAAUACUCUCAAAUUCGGUAAGUUCUUUCAAAGAGUUGAGCAAGUUGUUCGUUAAUAACUUCAUUGGAAGACAGAGACACAAGCGUUCUUCAUCCAGCCUGUUGACCAUAGAACAGGGGGAGAAUGAAAGCAUGUGGUCCUUCAUCACUCAUUUCAACAGGGAAGCCUUAACGGUGGAUGAGGUGGAUGAUAAGAUACUAUUGGCAGCCUUUCACAACGGGGUUAAUUCUGAUUUAUUCAUCCAUAAGUUUUAUGAGAAGAAGCCUCAAUCCAUGGCUGAACUCGUCCAUUCAACCCAAAACUUUAUGAAUGCUGAAAACGCAAUCAUAGCCAAGAAGAGGAAGAGAGUUGAAAGAAUGGAAGCAAACCCAUGCGUCACUCCGAGCAAGGCCCUCGUCCAAAAAAGGGACAGGCGGAAGAUAAAAAAAGACCGAGAUGGUAAGAGGGCUGGUCCUUUAGCACGGAGUCAACAAUAUACGCCACUGAACAUGCCGCUCGAGCAGAUCCUUAUGCAAAUCAAAGACGAUCCUUCCUUGAAAUGGUCAGAGAAAAUGAAGGGAGAUCCCAAUAAGCGCAAUAGAAACAAGUAUUGCCGCUUCCAUAGAGACCAUAGGCACGACACGGACAAAUGUUACGAUCUAAAACAGCAGAUUAAAAAUCUUAUAAGACAAGGAAAGUUGAGAAAUUUCCUUGGACGAGAGCAUAAGGAUGAGAAGUUGAAAGGGAAGGUAGAAGAGUCGUCACGCCCCCCGCUUGGAGAGAUAAGAGUUAUUACAGGAGAAAGCUCAACCGGUCAGUCAUUUAAGUCCAGGAAGACGUAUCUGAAAGUAGUGCAGAAUGUUCAACUCUCUGGACAAUCUCCAAGGACGAUGACCACGGACGAGCAAGCAAUCACAUUCACAGAUGCAGACGCUGAAAGAGUCCACCACUCCCAUGAUGAUGUCAUUGUUAUUACUUUGCAUAUUACCAAUUAUACAACUAGAAGGGUGUUGGUGGACAAUGGAAGUUCAGCAAAUAUUUUAUAUUAUCCUACCUUUCAACAAAUGAGGCUUGGACGAGACCAACUUUGUCCAGUAAACUCACCCUUGGUAGGAUUCGGUGGAAUGAAGGUGCAGCCUGUAGGCACUGUCACACUACCUGUCGUGGUGGGGGCAUACCCACAACAGGUAGUUAGAGACGUGAAUUUCUUGGUGGUAGAUUGUUCAUCCUCCUACAAUGCCAUAAUUGGAAGACCAACUUUAAAUAGUUGGAAAGCAAUUACAUCUACUUACCACCUGUCAGUCAAAUUUCCAACGGAGCAUGAGAUAUGA